Fusarium venenatum is the source of this 765-nucleotide messenger RNA. RefSeq lists its product as uncharacterized. NCBI's taxonomy places the organism in Eukaryota, Fungi, Ascomycota, Sordariomycetes, Hypocreales, Nectriaceae. The record is from RefSeq and is a predicted model, not a curated record.
AUGGAGGCGGCGACUGGGAGUCGAUUGUUGGGAGAGAUUGAGGAGAUGAGUUUAGAAGAGAUGCUUCGAGGUUUACGUUCAUCGCCCACGUUGGAUCCGAACGUACUCGGCCUCAGGACUCAGUUUCAACCAAGAAAACUCACACAUAUAUCGCCGCUUGAUGAAAUAGCAGCGGCUCAUUUUCAUACGACAAAAAUUGCGAGUAUUGGAAUAUCUGGACGUCACCUCCCGCUUCUUUAUAAAGUCGUAUCGAAUCUCGUCAGCCCACCUCAUCUCUAUGCUAUUCUCAUUAUCGACAUAGAAGGUCGCUUCGAUGCCACCCGGUUGCAUUGUUCGCCAUCUCAUAUGCGACACGUUUACGUUCAAAGGCCCGCUCGAAACGAUCCAGAACAUACACGUACCCUUGUAGCCGAAGCAGAAGGGAUCCUUCUUUACGGCGACGUAGCUCGCGCAAGCGCUGGACGUGAGUGGUGGGGAACUAUCGUCGUAGGCGGUUUGGGAUCUGGUGAUAUCUCAGCGAACUGGAAAGGAUGGCUACGGGUCGAUCGCGAGGGCGUGCGUGGCUUUGCAUUAGGUAUCAGUGCACAGGAGGCUCUAGAUCAGAAGAAGCAGAGACAUGAUGUUGUGGACAUGGCUGGGUGGGCAGUCACUUCGCAGUGGGGAGGAUAUACGUUCAAAGAUGGUGGCGAGGACGCUUCUGAGGAGGAUACGAGAAAAGGGGACGGUGUUGACAAUAUAGAACGAGUCGAGGUCAACCGGGAAUGA